UUCCACCAUCCUUCACGAUCCAAUUUUUUCCUUGUCUUUUGUAAUGGAUUGUCACACGGCAAGGCUGAUCUAAUUGCACAUCAUAACAAAGAACCCCAAAUUCCAACCAUAGGCCCGACGAUAGACGCCGCAAUCCCACAAAUGAUACCAGCGUAUCUGCGUAUCCGACACCGAUGAGGGUCUCAUCAACGGGGUUGCCACACUCUUAUCACAUGUUCCUCCUAUUGGUACCUAUAGGUAAUGCAUAUUGGCAUCAGUCCAUUCACAAAACUGGGUUUGACUGUCACCAUCGCAAGACUGACGUCCGACUGGCCCCACUGCUGCCCCCCCAAGCAGUAUCAGAGCAUCAGAGAUUCACAUUGUCAUCGGCCCUGUCAGUGUUAGUGACACCCGUUCUGGCCUUCCUAGUUGUCCCCAGUAGUUCCCCUAUCUGGCACGCCGAGUAUCCGGGGCCCAGUAUCGGCCACGGCUCGGCGUAAGCCGCCCUGCGUUGUGAUAUCAUGAAAUCAAAUAAAUACGUCCAUGAGCCAUUUCCCGUUUCCAGCUUUGUCCCGUUCAUGGAGGCCCUAAUACUCGCUAAAGGGGCA
Molecule: messenger RNA, 587 nt
Organism: Hypoxylon trugodes
Lineage: Eukaryota; Fungi; Ascomycota; Sordariomycetes; Xylariales; Hypoxylaceae
Exons: 2
Coding region: 174-479 (101 amino acids)
Source: RefSeq, a predicted model, not a curated record